AUGGUACAAUACAGCCCACUCGACACUCAAAAGAGUGAAAUUCGUCUCGUUACCCUGCUACCGGGCCAGUCUCGCGAUGCCAUCCGAUGCACCCUGUCCAUCGCGUCUCUUGAUAGUGCCCCGGAAUACACCGCGCUAUCCUACGUGUGGGGAGAUCUGUCCAAGACAAUACCCAUCACUGUCGAUAACGAGCCAUUCGAUGUCACCGUGAAUCUCGAGGCCGGUCUCCGAGCCGUCCGGAAGCGGUGGAAGCGCCGCGUACUGUGGAUUGACGCUAUCUGCAUCAACCAGGAAGACGUCCAAGAGAAGAACGUGCAGGUUCCGCAGAUGAGACGACUGUAUUCCACCGCCCCGGCGGUGCUUAUGUGGCUUGGACCGUCCAACACCUGCAUUAAGAUGUUCGUUUCGUGGAUGCGGGCUCACGCUACGAGAAGCUACAACGCUGCGUCGGCAUAUUGGCUGGUGCUGGACGCCAGGGCAGCGAUCUCAGAGAGCGGGGAACGAGAUAGGGACUGGGCUAUGGUACUAGCCCAUGCGGGCUAUUAUGAUUUCAUGGCCUUGUCGUACUGGAGCCGCGUCUGGACUUUUCAAGAAUACAUAUUACCUCGCAUUGAGCCGGUGUGUCUAUGCGGAGACAUAAAGCCGUUCCAGCUUACCACUGUGUUUGAGAACCACGAUACUGAUACCUUGGAAAAGGUGGCCUCUCAAGCUAUUGAACGCCUAGAAGCUGGGUAUAAGAUGACGAAUGAGGAAGGUCGGGCGAUAAUGGCCGAAGUGCAUAGGAGAAUAGCGACGAAAGUGAAGUCCGGUGCAUCCAGUGGACUCUGGAUCCUUCCACGUUUACGAAACUUCCAUGGGAAAUGUUUAGCGAUGUUGUUAUACUUCACAGCGAAUCGGCAAUGCUUCGUCGAGCAUGACAGGAUCUUUGCGCUGUAUGGUAUGGUGCCGGCUGUUCAGGAUGUAUACCCACCAGAUUACGCGAAGCCGGUCCCUGACGUAAUGCUCCAGGCAGCGACAUAUAUAGUGAACUUCGAACAUCAAAGCUCCUAUCUGUGGUCAGUUUUCGGGCUUCGGGACGAACGACUUUCGGGUGCCUCGCGCUUAUGUCCCUCAUGGGUGCCGGACUUCACGCAAACGUACAACAAUUUUCUUUUCACAUACCCAACAAUAAACUUGAAUCAACAUGUCAUGAAAGAAAGGGUGGCGAUGCCCCUCAGGCUGUCAGAAGAUAGGCCAGCGUGUGUAUCAGUUGAAAACACGACACUUCGAUUUUGGGCUAGACGUCUCGGGGCCUGCAAGGUUGCAGUCCGGUUCGCAGACACACAAUCAAAAAUCCUCGAGCAGGUCAAGGAGCUCCUAGAUAUAGAUGGGUCGGGAGAUUGUAAAGGUCAAACCGUCAGGAAACCUGAGACCCUCGUUUCCAGGAUGGCCCGAGCCUGCGUUGCCCAUCAUUCAUCGUUUUUCGAUAUUUCGACAAAGUCGAUUCUUGAGACCUUCUAUACGGUCUUCAACUCGGGCCCUGGUGCUCUACAUAACAGCUCUCAUGAGUUCUAUGGAAGAAUAAUCCUAUCUGCCAUAGAAUACCUGGCAGGAAAAGACUUGCUGAUCACCGAGGAUGGCUGCUUCGGAAUCAGCACGGGUGGAGCUAAGGAUGGUGAUAUAAUAGUAAUCCCCCCAGAAAUUGAAGUUCCACUAGUCUUGACACCAGAAUCGCCGACCUUGGAAGAUGAAAUUGGUUAUUUCAAUAUGGUCGGAACGGCCAUUAUCGACGGUGUCAUGGGAGUAGGGGAGCUGUUUGAUGAAGAAUUAGUCGAAGAGGUUGCAAAACAAGACGUCGUGGAAUUCCUCGUACACUGA
Messenger RNA from Diaporthe amygdali, 1857 nucleotides. RefSeq lists its product as uncharacterized. The record is from RefSeq and is a predicted model, not a curated record. The transcript has a single exon. The coding region runs from base 1 to 1857 and encodes 618 amino acids. NCBI's taxonomy places the organism in Eukaryota, Fungi, Ascomycota, Sordariomycetes, Diaporthales, Diaporthaceae.